ACUAAGUUUUAUUUUUACAGAUUGUACAACGUCUCUAGGCCUAUGUAUGCGAACAAGAAAUCUGGUUCAAGUUAGUGGGUUUCCUAAAAUUGGACGGUACCCAAGGUUGUGUAUCGCGCCAGUGCAAUAUUGCACCAAUUGUCAACUCAUUUUGUGGACUAUAAGAGUUAAGUCAAACCUGUUUUUGACUAGUCAUACUUAAUUGCAAAUCACAACACGUAAAACGGCAAUAAUAUCUAAAGAAAUCAAAAUAACCAUUCCGUUGAGUAGUAACAAAUAACUUAUAUUUUAGAUGGCCGAACUAUUUUUAGACCCAUCUAUUCGAUCCUGGGUAUUCCUUCCUCUUGUAAUAAUUACUUUCCUCUUUGGGGUUUUACGUCAUUACAUGACUAUCAUGUUCACCAGUGAGAAAAAGGGUGAACUUGAGAAUAUCGGUGAUAGUCAUGCCUUAAUCCGCAGUAGACUUUUACGUGAAAAUGGAAGAUUCUUGCCCGCAAAAGCUUUUAAAAUGCGCAAGUAUUUCUUCAACGAUAAGGAGCAUGGGUUUUUUAAAACACAAAAGCGAGAAAGUCCAAUGAAUAAUCCAAUGGCUGACCCCUCAAUGGCAACUGAGAUGCUAAGAAGCAAUGCGCUCAAUAUGGUUCCAAUGAUUGUUAUUGGCAGCUGGAUCAACUGGGCUUUUUCAGGCUUCUUGACCACGAAAGUUCCAUUUCCACUCACUUAUCGAUUUAAGCCCAUGCUUCAAAGGGGCUGUGAGUCGCUUACUUCUCUGGAUGCAUCUUGGGUUAGCUCUGCAUCUUGGUAUUUUCUGAACAUAUUUGGCCUCAGAAGUAUGUAUGGUUUGGUACUUGGUUCGGACAACGCAGCUGAUAACUCGAUGAUCUUGCCAGAUCACCAAGUACCUACACCACAAGCUCCACAGGAUAUGCAGAAGGCGUUCAAGGCAGAAUGGGAAGCAUUGGAAGUAGUCGACCAUCAUUGGGCUUUAGCAGACUGUGAAACAAGAUUACUGAACAGAUUAUCUUGAUGCAUUCAAUUCUUCUUUAAAUGUCAAUAUACUCUGUUUUUCG
Molecule: messenger RNA, 1070 nt
Organism: Schistosoma curassoni
Lineage: Eukaryota; Metazoa; Platyhelminthes; Trematoda; Strigeidida; Schistosomatidae
Source: the annotation of a GenBank genome assembly